Drosophila biarmipes is the source of this 4735-nucleotide messenger RNA. RefSeq names its product rho GTPase-activating protein 15 (gene RhoGAP18B). The record is from RefSeq and is a predicted model, not a curated record. The transcript is spliced from 6 exons. Gene Ontology annotation, biological process: signal transduction; regulation of GTPase activity. Lineage: Eukaryota; Metazoa; Arthropoda; Insecta; Diptera; Drosophilidae. Bases 35 to 4096 code for a protein of 1353 amino acids. Gene Ontology annotation, cellular component: cytoplasm.
GAAAGUAGGGAGAUACUGGAAGGAACGAGGAGAAAUGCCACAGCAGGCGAAGGACAUCAACGAUAACUUCGGCAUGGAUACGCACAUUUACGAAAAUGUCCCUUUUGUGACCUCCGCCCCCUGCCCCUGCCCCUGCCCCUCCCACAAUGGGCACUCCAACCUGGAGCUGCGAAAGUAUUUUCCGCGCGAAACAAUCUACGAGAACCUGUGCCGUGGCUGCGGCUACGGGGUGUUCGCCGCCCGAGGACGCUACUGUCAUUUCUGCCAGUGCAUCGUGAGCGGGGGGGUGGUGAGUCCGUUGCCCCCGCCCCAUUCACCGCCGGCUCUCUCGCAGGAGAGUAGUAACAUCUAUGAGAAUAUCUGCGAUUUGUGCCGCGGCAUUUACAGCGACAACGAGCGAUGCCAGUGUCAGAGGUCAGCAGAGUCGCCCGCUGCCACGCCCACGCCCACAGCCACCCCCACACCGACCACACCGCCCAUCAAGGUCAAGUCGCGCUCUUUGUUGGGCUACUCCAAGUCCAGUGCAGCGACCUUGACCCGUCUCUUCGGCUCUCUUAAGCAGCUCAACCGCUCUUCGUCGCUCCAGCGCAGGCUCUUUUCAAGGACCUCCAACGGCGGUGUCGGGGGCUCCGGCUCUCUGGAAAUCAUUCACAACGUGGACGAAGUCUUCCGCACCCAGGAGUCCUUUGACCUGCGCCGCAUUUGCGAACUCAAGCUGCAGCAGCAGCAGCUUAAGAGCACCAGCCAGAGCGAUCAGCACAUCUACGGUCGGGUGAGAGAGCCCGAGCCCGAAACGCGUCCGCAGCAAGAGCAUGAACAAGAGAGCCCUGGCCAGAAGAGGGAGCGCAAGAAGCCACGCGUCUCUCGCAUUCGCCUGCUGCAGGACGAAAGAGCGGCGGCCGCAGCAUCCUUGUAUCUCAACGAGAGCAUUUGCCAGUGGAUGACGUCGCUGAGACGGCAGGUCCACCACUACGAGGAGGGGGCGUGGCAGCAGCCCAAAAGCGUGCCAGCACGAAGAGAUCAUGAGGGGAUCGGCUCUGAAGAGAUCGCCAACGUGACACUGCGAAGGACCAAAACGAUCACCGAAGAGAGCCGCCACCGGCCGCAGAACCUGAUCGAGGACUUUAAGAAAAAGUUGCAAGUGAAGAGAGAGGCCAAAGAGUUGCCAACCGAGCAGCGCAGAUGCGCGAUCACUGCAGAGUUUGUGAAUGACUACCUAAGUGCUCUGAACGAAGAGAAGCAGCGGGUGGCUUCGCAACAAGUGGGGCUGGUCGAAGAGCAGGGGGACGGAGUUGCUUCGGCCCCAAUGCCCCACCAAGUCUCUCUCUUACGCCUAAUGCAGAGCCUCGCUCUCUCCGCCAGCCUGCACGUGAGUGUGCGGGGCUUUCUCACCACCUAUGACAAAUCGUUCAGCCAGUGGCUGUGGCAGCAAAAACACAGGCACGCACAACACCAACAACCGAUCAACGGUUAUCGCCGCCGGAGAGCGCGUGACUCAGUUGGCGGCCAUGAAUUUGAAUGGCGCCUGCUUCUCUUCUUCGGCCCCAGCGGUGAUCACUCGUCCGCGGUUUCAGUUUCGCCAGCGAUUUCGAAGAGAGACGACGUGUUUUCAGCUGCAGCGCAGCGUCGCGCGAUCCGAAGUACGAAGAAGUGGAGCACUGAUAGCGGGGGAGAGGAAGCGGGAGCGGGAGAGGGUGUAAGCGGGGGCGAGAGCUCCAACAACACCAGCACCAGCACCACCACCAAUAAAAACAAUAAUCGUAACAACAACAACAAUAUUCGAGCUUUGAUGGCGGCGCCAAAGCCGAACGGCGAGGCAGAGCGCCCCAUAAGCAACAACAACAACAACAACAACAACAGCUGCAGCAGCAACAACAACAGCAGCAGCAGCAACAACAGCGGCAGCAACAACAACAAUCACAGUGAUGACAAUGAAAGCGGCCACAACAACAACACCAAUGUCAGCGAGAAACAACAACAACAGCAAAUCACACAGAACUGCGUGAUCAAAGUUCGACGGCCGGCGCCCAAAGUUCCCGUUCGGAAUCCCAACACUUCCUUGAGCAAUCCCCGCCAGACGGAGGAAACGCAGGCCAAGCCGAAUGGUCAGGGCCAGGACAGCAGGAUCAACGCGGUGGCCGAAGAGAAUCACCAACCCGAUCCCCAUGUUUCAGAGGAGGAGGAUGAGGAGUCCAUUUACCAACCCAUUUGGCAAUUCAAGACCCUGGAGCCCGCCGAUCAGGAGAUCAUCGAAGCCCUACCCUCAGAGGAGGAAGACGAGGAGGACGAAGACGAGGAGGAUGAGGAUGAGGAUGAGGAUCUGGGGGGCUACGAAGAGUCACUGCCCUCCGAUGCCGAAGCGGAUGUGAUGGCUCUCCAGGCGGCGGCCGUGUUUGCCGCCGGCGUUCGCCACAAGCUCUCCACGUCGACGCUGACCAAGCGGUCCAACCUGAUGCUGCCCACGCCCCUGCCCUCACCCACCGUCUCCAUGGACCAGGGGGCGUGGGAGACGGACGUGGAGUUCAUGUACUCGCGGGAAUCCAAGGACGCGGACGCGGACGCGGAGGCGGAGGCGGAUGAGACGCUCAGCCUGGGUAGCACGGUGACGAACAGCACGGCGACCCUGGGCUCCAUCAGUAGCACCGGCAGUUCCAGGCUGUUGGCUCCGAAAGAGCCUGCUGUUGAGGCCAAGACACCCGCGGAGAUUGUGCCCCUGGUGCACCCGAUCCUGAGGAACAUCUGCAUUUUCUACAGCCCAACGGAUCCCAAGAAGUACAGUGCUAUAUUCUACGACUACCAUCGAUCGCUUGUCCACCAGCGGUUCAUGACUCGCAUCCGACGUCCGGCACCGCCACCCCCCGUGACUCAGGUGACCCAGGUAGCCCCGUCCUCCCCGGUGCCCCCUGCGACCGUGGCUACCCCGGCGACGCCUGCGACCCUGCCGACCCCGCGCAACGACGACAGUGGCUGCAGCUGUGAGGCGGAGGACCUGGAGGAUCCUCACCACCGCACCGUCGCCAUUCCGCAGCCCCUCAAGGAAGAGUGGGAGCGGGCCUUGCUAGCCGCGGGGUCGGUGGGCGGCAAGAGGGGCGUGGCUCCGCGAGCGGGACGCAAGCUGAGGGUCCGCUCCAAUGCAAGGCUGCUGCUUACCGAUUCCGUGCUGGCCUGGCGGGAAACGCUGCAGGAUUUCCAUUGCUGCGAGGACGAAGAGGACAUGAUUGUGCCAGUGACUGACAUUCUGCGGGCGCAGCAGAUCAAGGAGGACAAUGAGGUGCAGCAGGCGCAGCAGAGCCCGAUUCUCCCGAUCUUCAAGAGCGUCUCCAUCGGCAACCUGCUCGAUCUGCCGGGCGAGGAUGACAAGAAGUCCAUCAAGAACCGCAUGCGAAUGAAGUUCGCCGUCAAUAGCAAUGUGUUUCGCAUCAACCGCUCGCCGAAGGCCGAGAAGAAGUCGCGUCAACGGCGUGGCCAGGUGAACAGCCUGUACCUGGACGAGCAGAAGUACCCCCUCUUUGCCGCACCACUCAGCGCCCUGGAGCUCAACAUGACCGACCAUCCGAAUGUGCCGCGCUUCGUGGUCGACAUUUGCGCCUACAUCGAGCGGCCGGAGUGCAUCGAACAGGACGGACUGUACCGGGCAUCUGGGAACAAGGUGCUGGUGGACGAGCUGCGCAAGAAGCUGACCCACCUGUACGACCCCCGCUGGCUGCACACGGACGACAUCCACACGCUGACCAGCCUGCACAAGCAGUUCUUCCGCGAGCUGACCGCUCCGCUGAUCACCCAGGAGGCCUACGAGCGCCUGGGAUGCAGCCUCAACGACGAGGCCGCCAUCGAGCGCAUGAGCCUGGCCUUUGACGACAUGCCGGAGCCGAACCGAUCCACGCUGCGUUUCCUCAUCAGGCACUUGACCAGAGUUGCCGCUGCCAGCGCUUCGAACCGCAUGCCGUCCACCAAUCUGGCCAUCGUCUGGGGUCCAUGUCUCCUCAGCGCCAACCAAAUCCAGCUGGACAUCGGGCGCAUGAACAUGCUGGCCAAGGUGCUGAUCGAGAACUACGAUCGCAUCUUCCCUCCGAGCAACGAGCGUCUUGUUUGCUAGGACAAACCACGUCCGCCGCGCCCGCCCUUGCUGCCACGCCCACACAUCUCCACACCUACAUCACACUGAAAGAAAGCAGCAUUGAAAUACAAGUGCCUCAGUGUCAGAAAUCAUCACGUCUCCACCCUUCUCACCCCAUGUCUUGCAUAAUGAUAAUGUUUUUUUUUUGUUUUUUAUCAGCUUUAAUUCUAUGUUUUCUUCGCUAAUUUUAAUACUUUUAAUUACUUUAUUUAUUCAUUGGAAGUGGAGCUCGCCUAGGCGAACCCAUCGAGAAAAUACUUACCAAAAAGACAGUAGACUAAGUUGUAUUACUAAAGCAGACAGCAGAACCGCAGGAAAAACCCAGUACCAAGACGACGAACUUUGUGGCGGUACAGUGCGCACUGCCUGCGGCCAAUUCAAUGACAUGACGAUAUAUUUUUUGUUUUGACAUCAUACAUGAGAUGUGAUAGUCGCUGCAAGCUGCAAAGCCUGAAUAUAAUGUGUCUUUAUAUAUAUUAAUUAACAAACCAUAUGACAUAUACGAAUAAAGUCCAGUACAGUGGAUAGGUUACGCAUAUUUGUUGUUUAAUGAUGCUUGGGAGCACGAAAGCCAAAAAAUGAACAUUUUCUAUCUCAAUAAACAUGCAGAAAAUUUAA